UGGCAAAAUUUUAGAAACGCCCCAAACUCCCUGUCAGGCACCAAAAGCAAAAACCAGAAGCGUACACUACUGCUACUGCCAAAGCCAGGGUUUAAGAAAAGGGUUAAGGGCUUUAGGCGGCUGUUUGCUUACUGAUUUUGCUUCUUCCUCCCCUCUCCAUCUCUGAUGAAUUCGAUUGCUUCCCUGAGUCCUUUCUUCGACCCAUUUCCUCUGAUCCCACUCUCACCAAUUCAUCUCCCCCAAAAAUAUUUGAUUUUUUUAAUUUGAUGUCCUGCGCCCAAAUCCCUUUUUCCCCGGCAAAUUUCACCAAGAAUUUCACAUUUCGAAUCCCCAUAGGUUUCCACAAGAACCCAUCAAUGAUAUUCACAAGUUUGUGGAGAAACUUGGCUAAGCAAGCCAUUCCCAGGAAUCAGAGGGGUCGUCUCAAUUCACAGUCCAUUUCUCGAGCUUAUAGCCUUCUGGGUUUUUCCCGGGAAUCUGUUUCCCCUCAAAGUUUCAAGCCUUUUCAGCUGGGUUCUUACUCAAACAUGGGUUUUCCGGAGGUGGGUUUUCCCGGGAAAGGUGAAAUUUCUACAGGUGAGAGUUAUAUGGGCAACUCAAGUUAUUGGUCUGUGAGGACUCCAAUUGGGUUUAAUGGGUUUUUCCCUAGAGGGUAUGCGAGCGUCGCUGAGGUGGUUUCUUCCACUGAUGCUGAGGAGGAUGUGUCUCUUGUUGAUGAAGUUCAAGAACUGUUGCAGCAAAUGAGUAAAGAGGGUAGGAGGCAGACUGACCAUUGGCGGCGGAUGCGGCUGAGGAGAGUGAGAGGAAUGGGGCAGGCGAAGUACUUUGCACUGAAGAGAAGACAGAUAAAGAUUGAGACUGAAGCAUGGGAACGGGCAGCGAAGGAGUACAGGGAGCUUAUGAUGGACAUGUGUGAGCACAAGUUAGCUCCCAAUUUGCCAUACAUGAAGUCUUUGUUUCUUGGUUGGUUUGAGCCUAUGCGCAAUGCCAUUGAAAAAGAGCAAGACCUGUGCCGGAAAGGGAAGAAUAAGGCAGCCUACGCACCUUAUAUUGAUCAGUUACCAGCUGAUAUGAUGUCGGUUAUUACAAUGCAUAAGCUGAUGGGAUUGUUGAUGACCGGAGGCGAACAUGGAACUUGCAGGGUGGUUUCAGCUGCUUGCACCAUAGGUGAAGCCAUUGAGCACGAGGUUAGAAUACACAAUUUCUUGGAACGGACGAGAAAGAAAAAGGUCAACAAAGAUGAGGAAAACCGAGAGUCUGAUGAUGUAUUGAAGGAACAAGAGAAGCUGAAUAAAAAGGUCACUAAUUUGAUGAAAAAGCAAAAACUACAAGCGGUGAGACAUAUAGUGCGGAAACAUGAUGCUUCAAAACCCUGGAGCCAGGAUGCCAGGGCUAAGGUCGGCAGUCGUCUGAUUGAAUUGUUGAUUCAAACGUCUUUUAUACAACCUCCGGCCGAUCAGUUAGCAGAUGGUCCACCAGAUCUACGACCUGCAUUUAUACACACAUUUAGGACUGUCGCAAAAGAUCCAAAGAAUACGUCCAGCAGAAGAUUUGGUGUUAUUCAAUGCGACCCUCUUGUUCUCAAAGGCUUUGAGAAAACAGGAAGCCACAUGGUGAUUCCUUAUAUGCCGAUGUUGGUGCCACCAGUCAACUGGACAGGUUAUGAUAGAGGAGGGUACUUUUUCCUACCAUCCUAUGUCAUGCGCAUUCAUGGAGCUAAACAGCAGCGUGAAGCAAUAAAGAGGACCCCAAGUGAGCAACUGGAACCAGUUUUUAAGGCCCUGGAUACUCUUGGAAAUACCAGAUGGAGGGUUAAUAAGAGGGUACUUAAUGUUGUAGAUAGAAUAUGGGCUAGUGGAGGCCGUCUUGCUGAUUUGGUGGACCGUGAUAAUGUUCCUUUACCAGAGGAACCAGAUACUGAUGAUGAAACACUGCUUAAGAAAUGGAAAUGGAAGGUGAAAUCUGUGAAGAAAGAGAACAUGGAGAGGCAUUCACAGCGUUGUGACUUGGAGCUUAAACUAACUGUAGCACGGGAGAUGAAGGAUGAAGAGGGUUUUUACUAUCCACACAAUCUUGAUUUUCGGGGCCGUGCAUAUCCUAUGCACCCAUACUUAAAUCAUCUUGGUUCAGAUCUAUCCCGGGGUAUUUUGGAGUUCGCAGAGGGACGCCCCCUUGGAAAGUCAGGCUUACGUUGGCUGAAGAUACACUUGGCAAAUCUUUAUGCGAGUGGUGUGGACAAAUUAUCUCGCGAGGGUCGAAUAGCAUUUAUAGAGAAUCAUUUGGAUGAUAUAUUUGAUUCUGUGGACAGACCGCUAGAAGGAAGACGCUGGUGGUUGAAGGCAGAAGAUCCAUUUCAGUGCUUGGCAGUGUGCAUUAACCUUGCUGAAGCUUUGAGAAGCUCUUCUCCAGAGACUUUUAUUUCACAUAUUCCUGUACCACAAGAUGGCUCUUGCAAUGGUUUACAACACUACGCUGCCCUUGGAAGAGACAAGUUGGGAGCAGCUUCUGUCAAUCUUGUUGCAGGAGAGAAGCCUGCAGAUGUAUACUCAGGAAUAGCUGCUAAGGUACUGGAAAUCAUGCGAAGGGAUGCACAGAAGGAUCCUGCAGUUUUUCCAGAGGCAUUGCGUGCAAAAGUGUUAGUUGAUCAGGUGGAUAGGAAAUUGGUGAAGCAGACAGUGAUGACAUCAGUAUAUGGUGUCACUUACAUCGGUGCUCGGGAUCAAAUCAAGAGGAGGUUGAAGGAACGCGGUUCCAUUUCAGAUGAUGAAGAGCUUUUUGGUUGUGCUUGUUAUGCUGCAAAGAUCACCUUAACCGCUCUAGGUGAGAUGUUUGAAGCUGCACGAAGUAUCAUGAGCUGGCUUGGCGAAUGUGCAAAAAUAAUUGCAUCUGAAAAUGAGCCAGUACGAUGGACAACUCCGCUCGGACUUCCAGUUGUGCAACCUUACCGUAAAUUCGGCAGGCAUCUUAUUAAAACUUCGCUUCAAAUUUUAUCGUUACAGCAAGAAACAGAUAAGGUCAUGGUCAAGAGGCAGAGGACAGCGUUCCCACCUAAUUUUGUUCAUUCCCUCGAUAGUUCUCAUAUGAUGAUGACUGCGGUUGCCUGUAAAAAAGCAGGUUUAAACUUUGCAGGAGUUCAUGAUUCGUACUGGACGCAUGCUUGUGAUGUGAAUGAAAUGAACAGGAUACUUCGGGAAAAGUUUGUCGAACUCUACGAGAUUCCAAUACUAGAGAAUUUGUUGAAGAGCUUUCAGCGGUCCUUUCCCACAUUAAUUUUUCCUCCCUUGCCCGAACGAGGUGACUUUGACUUAAGAGACGUGCUAGAGUCACCUUAUUUCUUCAACUGAGAUGGAGAGCGAUCUUCGUUUUCAGCUGCCUUUGCCUCAAUUAGCGAUCUGCCUCUGGUGUUCACUCUGCUUCCAUCUACAGCGCCAAGAAAAAGGAAGCAGCCUGAAUGAGAACCCUGGUAGAGACUGAGCUGGCAUUAUGCCUGUAUAGUUUGAGGAAGUCCAGAUGCCUGUGUACAAUACUCAGCAUGAACUCCGAGUUCACAACGCCAUUGUGCUGCAGAAGCGAAUCCGGGGCUGAUACAUCAUCGAACAAGCUUCUGUAGACGAAGCUGAGAAACGAAUAUGUUAGUAGAGUUGGUCGAGAAUUGACACCUUAGUUAUCCGUCACGUCACUCAUGUGAAGUAUGUAGAGCUUUGUGGCUGAUUCGGGCGGUAUAUAGUCUAAAGAAUGCCAGAGGGCCAUGUCAUAUUGCAGGUUGCUGGUGAAGAUGGUUUUGUGUUGAUAUGUUUUUAAUUCGCUUCCUGUAAAUUUGAGCGGUAAAUUUGGUUGUGUAAAUAUUUGGGAGACAAUUCCUUUACAGAGAAUCAAAAUUUAAAUUUAUAUCAUAGAAAAUACAAGUUUAUAUCA
Messenger RNA from Pyrus x bretschneideri (Chinese white pear), 3915 nucleotides. Its product is annotated as DNA-directed RNA polymerase 2, chloroplastic/mitochondrial. Gene Ontology annotation, cellular component: mitochondrial DNA-directed RNA polymerase complex. The record is from RefSeq and is a predicted model, not a curated record. NCBI's taxonomy places the organism in Eukaryota, Viridiplantae, Streptophyta, Magnoliopsida, Rosales, Rosaceae. The transcript has 20 exons. Gene Ontology annotation, biological process: mitochondrial transcription. Gene Ontology annotation, molecular function: DNA binding; DNA-directed RNA polymerase activity. The coding region runs from base 267 to 3344 and encodes 1025 amino acids.